CAAGCCCUAGAAGGGACUUUGUCGAUGUCAGCUGUUGAGAAGUGCCUGCUCUGGACAUGCCAACGCUGUCCUGCUCCUGCUCAGCCGCCAGCACGGGGGAGAGUGGUGACCAGGAGACCAGGAACCCGGUCCUGUCGUCACGGCUCUGCAGACUGUCUCUUCAAAACGAGACAGACCAAGUCAUCAAGGUCCUGAGGGACAUUACGGGUGGAGAGGAGACCCCGCUCCUGGAGAUCGUCGCCCCCGCGGCCGUGCUGGUCUCCCUCUGCGGGGUGCUCCUGAACGGUGCCCUCCUUUGGCUGCUCUGCUGCGGUGUCAAGAAGAGCCCCUACCUGGUGUACAUCUGCCACCUGGCCACCGCCGACCUGUUCUUCCUCUCCUGGGUGACAGUGGAGUUCCUGCCAAUGACCAUGCUCUCCCAUCACGGAGUCUUGUUUUCCACCCCUGACUUCCUGGACUUCGUGUCCCCCUUCUCCUUCACGGUGUGUCUGUGUCUCCUGGUGGCCAUCAGCACAGAGCGGUGCAUGUGUGUCCUCUUCCCCAUCUGGUACAGAUGCCGCCGCCCCAAGCACAUGUCUACUGUGGUCUGCACCCUCAUCUGGGUCCUGUCUCUUUGUUUAAACAUAAUGAAUUCACUUUUUCUAACUUACUCUAGAAACAGGAAGGCAUGUGUCAUAUUUCAAAAGGCUUUGGGUGUUUGUCACAGUGUCGUCUUCUUUGUGAUAUGUGCCUCCAGCCCGACCCUGCUCAUUAGAAUCCUGUGCUGCUCCCAGCAGCGACAGGCCACCAAGGUCUACACCGUGAUCCAGGUCGUGGUCAUCAUGUUCCUCCUCUGGGGCCUGCCCAUGAGUGUGUUGUUUCUCAUGUCAGAUUUCAAAGGCAUGGCCAUUGCCUCCUUCUUGACCUCCGUGUUCUUAACUGUGAACUGCAGCGCCAACCCUAUCAUUUAUUUCUUUGUGGGGAGACUCAGGGAGAAAAGACUGAAGGAACCUCUCCAAGCGAUUCUCCAACGGGCAUUAGCAGGCAAGACAGCAGAGGGGAGGAACAGACAGGCAGCGGGUGUAGACACCAUGGAGAUGCCAGGCUCCGCCUGGAACACGGGGGACCCUCUUCCAAUGGAGGUCAGGGUUGACGUGAGCAAAUGACACCCCCCCAUGAGCUGUGUGCUCUGUAAAGUGUGCACAGUAACCCAGCCCCUGCUGCCUCGCAAGGCUGCUGUAUCACAGGGUUUAUAUGAAUCAAGUACAACUCUCACAGACUUUCAAAACAAACCCUUGCCAUUGGCGGUUGUAAGCGAAAUAACUAGAAACUCCCUUCCUACCUGGGCUGCCAAGUUUGAACGGGCUCCAGUUCCAAUGAUGAGGGGACUGAGAUCCAGCCAGAUUUUCCUGGUAUCUGUGGAACCCAAAACAGAGUCGGAAAGGUGACACAUUGUCCUCCGCCAUCCUGCAGCCACCUUCAAAGUCCAUCCGCAGAUUUUUUCUCUCUUUAUCUGUCUCCUAUUCCCUGACUUUCUAAGCCAAGAGGAAUUAUUGCAUGUGCCUUAAGAGUCAGAGUUUUAGAACCAGAUUGUUCAAACCCUGGCUCUUUCAUUCACAGCGGUGUGGCCGUGGGCAUAUCUCUUUCUCUGUAACUCUGUUUCGUCUUAUGCAAGAGGAGGAUAAAGCUGGUAUUUAAUAUGCACGAUUAGUGUGAGAGUUAAUUAACCUUGUAAACGUAGAGGACUCAUUGGAUUUUAUUUACAAAUGUGUAAUAAUUAUUCAAUAAAGAUGAUGAAUAUUCUGCACUGUG
Molecule: messenger RNA, 1791 nt
Organism: Galeopterus variegatus (Sunda flying lemur)
Lineage: Eukaryota; Metazoa; Chordata; Mammalia; Dermoptera; Cynocephalidae
Product: mas-related G-protein coupled receptor MRG-like
Biological process (GO): G protein-coupled receptor signaling pathway
Cellular component (GO): membrane
Molecular function (GO): angiotensin receptor activity
Source: RefSeq, a predicted model, not a curated record